AUGCUUCUGAGCAAUUCCAUCCGUUUGCAAUCCGAUUACCUGACAUCACAUCGGAUUCUGCAAAUUAGUAUGAAUAUUAUACAAGCAAUUCAAUCUUUGCACCUGAAUAAUAUAGUCCAUGGAUCAAUAAAUACCGAUGCUGUUAUUCUACUUAUUUCGCCGAAGGAACCGAUUACCGCCUUAUUAGGCAAAUUUUCAAAUACGACGAUAUUUAAAAACGAUCUUCAUGAAAAGUACAGAAAUCGAUACCGUCAAUUAAUGAAAACAGAUAUUUCUGACUUUGCAUUAUUGUGCAAUGAAUUAAGUUCAUACUGCCAAACGCAAAUCGAUCAAAUCAAUGAGAGCCAAUUGCAACCAGAUAAAGUGAUGCAAGCUAGCGAAGGUAUUGAAUCUUGGAGAUCGGUAAACGAAAAAUUACGUAUUGUCAAAGAUGCCAUCGAUGAUCAAUUACAGGAAAAUAGAGAACCAAAGCAAAUUUUAGCUGAUCUAUGGGCCAUUACUAGUGGUGACUAA
This is a messenger RNA of Trichoplax adhaerens, 513 nucleotides long. RefSeq lists its product as uncharacterized. Bases 1 to 513 code for a protein of 170 amino acids. The transcript is spliced from 3 exons. The record is from RefSeq and is a predicted model, not a curated record. NCBI's taxonomy places the organism in Eukaryota, Metazoa, Placozoa, Uniplacotomia, Trichoplacea, Trichoplacidae.